UGCACUAGGAAGUUGGAUGGUCAGUUUUGAUCCAUAGUCAGGUAUAUGGUCUGACAACUCAUACUGCAAUUUAUUGCUUGAUUCAGAGUCAUAUACAGAUGAUAUGUUCAACUUAAAUGAAUCAAGAACCAAUUCAGUAGCACUCUCAUCUAGUUUUUCCACAGUUAGAACUACAUUUCCACUAAGGAUUUUGCUAUCAAAAUUAAUGUUGAGAUUGAGACAGAUGUCCCUAAUUGUUACAAGUUCUGGAAUAAUUAGGCAUUGUUGGUAUUAUGAAUGAUUUAUCAUUAUAAACUUGUGCUUACCAGGUCUUGAAAAUGAACUGGGAUCAUUUGGACUCAGUCCAGUUUUUUCCAUGUUUGCGUUUUUUGUUCGGUUUUUUGAUACUCUGCAAUCCUAUAAGUCUGUAAAGCUGAAUACGUGGACACUUGAGAUUACAAGAUAGAAAUAAUAAUCAAUUAUUAUUGGAAAAUUAAGAAGUUUUCAAGUUGUAAACAAAUCAAUCAAAUUGUAAACAAAUCAAUCAAAUAAAAACAAAAAUCAAGUCAUCUAGCAGUGAAGGGUGACAGCAUUGUCUGCUAAAAUUGUUUCAGCUGUCACUUAGCUAGUGAUUUUCAACUGCUGAAAUCGGUGUGAAAUCCGCAAAUGAAAAGAUGUUUCUGUCAUUGUCAUGUAUAUAACCUCAAAAUUUGUUUUGUUUAUUUUUCAUUUUCCCUGGUGAAUAAUUUAAUAGGGAGGUGAUUUUGGUAAAAAUUUCGCCAUUCCUGCAAAAUUUGAUGAUGUGAUCAAUUUUUAUAGUCUAAACUUCGAAAUGGAGACCCAAGAACUGUCUGACAUUGAACAGGAUUGGAAGAAAGUUGAAAACAGUUCCAGGCAGACUGGCUUGAGAGAUGGGAUCUCAGAUGGACGAGACAGCAACUACCAAAAAAGUUUUGAUACAGGUUUCCAGGAAGGUUUCAAAAAUGGUUUUCUUCUUGGGAAACACAAGGGAAUUUUGUUGGCUGAAUCCCAACAAACUUCAACAGAAAUAAAAACAAAUCCUUUACUGGAAAAACUCAGUAGAGGCUCUUGUGAGGUCUGUAAAAGUGGAAAAUCAUUGGAUGAAGAGGACAAUAUUGAAAAACUUGUAGCAAUCCAAAAGAAAGUUUAUGAAGAGAAUGUCAGAACACUUGCCUCAAUCAGCAAUGAAGAAAGUGGUGGAUUUUAAAGCUCCUUAGAUUUUUUCAAUUGUUAAGUCACCACAAUGAAAAUAAAAAGUUUGAUGACCAUUACUAUGAAUAUUGUUUCCUUGAAUGGUACUUAAAAAGUUUAUACAUUAAUAAAAUAGGCAAACAUAAAUAAAUUAUUAAUUUUUUUUUAUAGACAAAUAUCUUCACAAGAAAAAGUAUCAUUGGAUUACAACAAAAAGUAUUAAUUAAAGGUACAGGCCUUCUGGAGUUCCCUCUUUCUUUCUGUACAGAACACUUUCCUUGGAUUUCUUGAAAUCCUCAUUCAUUACUUUCAUUCUGCGUUCACGAAGAGCCAUCAAGCCAGCCUCAGUGCAAAUAGC
Messenger RNA from Phaedon cochleariae (mustard beetle), 1549 nucleotides. The record is from the annotation of a GenBank genome assembly. Lineage: Eukaryota; Metazoa; Arthropoda; Insecta; Coleoptera; Chrysomelidae.